AUAUAUGAUGGUCUUGAACCGAUUCAUCACCGAUUAUUCGGAAGAUUCUGUGGAGAUCAGAUACCGGAGACUAUAACAAGUACAGGGCCUGAUUUACUUCUCAUUCUGCACACGGACGAUUCCGAAGAGGAGAAAGGUUUUGUGGCCGAAUAUCGAGAGAAGCACCUAACGUGGACGUUAUACGAAUCCCAGGAAGUUCAAAUGCCACGACCUGUUCCCAAUAAAGAGCCCAUCAGUUAA
This is a messenger RNA of Cooperia oncophora, 240 nucleotides long. Lineage: Eukaryota; Metazoa; Nematoda; Chromadorea; Rhabditida; Trichostrongylidae. The record is from the annotation of a GenBank genome assembly.